AUGGAGUGUCCUAAACACACAAGUGAAAGGGUGUUCAUGGUGUGUAAGUCGUGUGUAAAGUACCCUCUUGUCUGUGGAGUUUGUAUUGAAGAAGGGGAACACGCAGGACACAAACUACAGACAUUACGGAACGCCGCUCAGUCUAUCCGUGAGGACUUGGAACAGGUAGAAAAGGACAAAUGUCAGGUGUUUGAUGAGAUCAAAUCUGACCUGAAAGGUCUCGCCAAAAUUAGGGAGGAUCAGAAAAUGGAAGCGAGUCGCGUUGGUGACGAAAUCAUAAAACGUGCUGAUGUCGUCAAAGGUGAAGUGGACACCGUAAACAAGGAAGUAGUAGAGAAACAUAAAACUGAGCUCGAUAAGAAUACGGCGGCCAUCGACAACACGGAAAUAGCACUGACACAACAAGUGUCCCGAAUAAAAAUGUUCCAGAAGAAGGUGGCUCAGCUACAGAAGACGAACGACUACGUGGAGGUGAUCAUGGUCGCUAGGGACGUGGAGAUCCCGGUCACCAGUCGUAUCCCAAAGCCUGACAUACAGAACCUGAAAUUCUUGCCAGGAACCGUCAAUGGUGGGAAAUUGGAGCAAAUGUUUGGGACUAUUAGACGAGAUAACGCUACUACUGCGAUGAAGUUUGUUAGUAUCGUAGAGGAGGAAGGAGAUGGCAAAAUAAAGAUGUCCUCUGGCUUUGUUGGUUCGACAAGGAGGAAAUCAAAUACAGUGGAACCUCUAUAA
Messenger RNA from Pecten maximus, 732 nucleotides. RefSeq names its product tripartite motif-containing protein 59-like. NCBI's taxonomy places the organism in Eukaryota, Metazoa, Mollusca, Bivalvia, Pectinida, Pectinidae. The transcript has a single exon. The record is from RefSeq and is a predicted model, not a curated record. The coding region runs from base 1 to 732 and encodes 243 amino acids.